This is a messenger RNA of Symsagittifera roscoffensis, 2813 nucleotides long. RefSeq names its product kinesin-associated protein 3-like. Gene Ontology annotation, cellular component: axoneme; kinesin II complex; ciliary transition zone. The coding region runs from base 3 to 2597 and encodes 864 amino acids. Gene Ontology annotation, molecular function: kinesin binding. NCBI's taxonomy places the organism in Eukaryota, Metazoa, Xenacoelomorpha, Acoela, Convolutidae. The transcript is spliced from 16 exons. The record is from RefSeq and is a predicted model, not a curated record. Gene Ontology annotation, biological process: microtubule-based movement; cilium organization.
UUAUGAAUGUGGACGACGCAAGAUACCUUAAAAAGAAAGUAAAGUCGUGUGGCGUGGAUGUACACCCUACGGAGAAGGCGCUGGUGGUGCAAUAUGAAGUGGAGGCGACCAUUCUGGGGGAGCUAGGAGACCCCAUGCUCGGAGAGAGGAAGAACUGUACCAAGACCAUCCGGGUGAAGAAUCUGACGGAGAGUACUGACGUUAAGACGUUGAGUGAGGAGAUAGUGAACAUGUGCAAACUCAUUCCUCAGAACAAACAGCCAGAAGUGGAACAGCUUCUCUUCUACCUCCAGAACAGGAAGGACAACCCAGCUGCGGUUGCGAAGAACGUGAACAAGUUGGAGGCGCCUUCGCUGGAGGGCACUGAGGUUAAUGAAGUGGCAAACCUGAACGAUCUGGACGACUACUGUGACCUGAUGUACGAGGACAUACCAGAGAAGGUGAGGGGCACUGCGCUCAUUCUUCAACUAGCCAGGAACCCAGACAACCUCGAGGAAAUACUGCAGAAUGAGACAGUGAUUACUGCGGUGGCGCGUGUGCUGCGUGAAGACUGGAAGAAGGACAUGGAUCUGGCCAUCAACAUCAUCUACAUCUUCUUCUGCUUCUCUUCCUUUUCUAACUUCCACGGACUCAUUCAUCACUUCAAGAUAGGCGCACUAUGUGUAGAGAUAGUGGAAACAGAAAUAGAGAAGUUUGAGCAGUGGCAGCAGGACUUCCUGAAGAAGAAGAACAGCAGCAGUGUCAAACAGAAGGACCUCGAUAAACUCACUGCCAAGUUCGACGCGCUCAAGAAGAAGCAGGAACAACUGCUCAGAGUGACGCUGUACCUGCUGUUGAACAUCAGUGAGGAGGAGAAAGUGGAAGUGAAGAUGAGGAACAAGGGCAUGGUGUCUCUGUUGACCACUCUGCUGGAGAGGAGACACAACCCAGACCUCCUCAUGCUAGUAGUCUCAUUCCUUAAGAAACUCUCCGUCUACAAAGAGAACAAGGAUCAAAUGAAACAGCUGAACAUAGUGGAAAAGCUUUCGAAGCUGGUGACGGAGUCUAAUCAUGAAGAUCUUCUGAACUUGACUCUUCGCCUGCUGCUCAACCUGUCAUUUGACACUGACUUGAGACAGUCUGUGGCGAAGGGGGGCAUGUUGCCCUCAUUGGUCAAACUGAUUGGCCACGAGUACCACCACUCAACUGUUCUGCUGCUCCUGUACCAAAUCAGUAUUGAAGACCGAUUCAAGGCACUCUUCACUUACACUGACUGCAUACCAAUUGUGAUGCGACUGUUGUUGGAAAACCCACAAGAGAAAGCAGACUUGGAGCUCAUCUCACUCUGCAUAAAUUUGGCGUGCAAUGUACGAAAUGCGAAGCUCAUCUGCGACAACAAAGGGUUGAAGUUGCUGAUGAAGAGAGCCUUCAAGUUCAAGGACAGCUUCAUUCUCAAGAUGAUCAGAAAUAUCUCGGAACAUUCUUCCUUGAAACCUUUGUUUGUGGACUACGUGGGUGACCUGGCGAAGGCGAUCAAGAACAACAACCACGAAGACGACUUCGUCAUAGAGUGUUUGGGCAUCUUGGGCAACCUCAGUGGCCUCGAGAUCGACUGGGCCCUGGUGAUUCAGAAGUGUGACCUCAUGCCCUUCAUUGACUCAAAAAUCACUUCGUCAGGAGGUGCUGAGGACGACAUGUUGCUGGAGAUAGUGAUUCUAAUUGGCACUAUGGCCACUGACGAGGAUUGUGCUAAGCUGAUGGCAGAUCUAGGCAUCAUUCACAAACUCAUCGAACUACUCAACCUGAAGCAGGAAGAUGACGAGAUAGUGUGUCAGACGAUCUAUGUGUUCUACCAGCUGACCUUCCACCAGACCACACGGGAACUGGUGCUGCAGAGGACUCAGGCACCCGCUUACAUAAUCGACCUCAUGCACGACAAGAACGCCGAGAUCAGGAAGGUGUGCGACAUGACACUCGACAUCAUAUCGGAGCUGGACAAAGAGUGGGGCGAAAAAAUCCAGCGAGUCAAAUUCGACUGGCAUAACUCACAGUGGCUGGAGCUGAUCGAGAGUGCGGACGGACAAGAUCCACUAGAGCAGAAUGGAGGCGUGGGAGGGGCGCUCUCGCAUGACAUCAGUGGGGACUCAGAGUUCGGACAUCUGCUACAGAAUUCGGACAUUCUGGAAAACUCAGACCUUUACUACCAAGGGACAGACUAUGUGAGUGAACAAGGGCCGAACUACAUAGAGGAGAUUGCAAGAUACAACGCUAUGGGGUCAGGCUAUAUGGACAGAGAAGAUAUGAUGGACAAUGGACGAGGCUCGCCCGACGAAAUAGCAGACAUGUAUGGAGACCUGCGCACAAGCAGCAGCCAAUUCGCGCUUCAGUCACAGCACAAAUUAAGCCAGAUGGACAGUCAGAAUGAGCUCUAUGGAAGAGAUGACAACCUGAUGUAUCACCAACACCAACUGAACCCAGCCGGGCCAGGGGGCAUGCCCCAGUUCGAUGACAGUGAGGAUGAUGAGGACGAUUUCAACCCGGACUCCCCGUCUUUGAGGUUUCACCAGGCCACGCACGCAACAGCAUCCAUGAUUGCAAAGAGACAGGAUAGAUAUUGAUGAAUUGCUGGAAAUUUUCAUGCUAUAAUUUAAUAAAAACAAGACAUGCUGUAGUUUAAUAAAAACAAGAGAGUAUUAAUUGCAAUGCAUUUAAAAUAAUAUAUUAGUUUUUUCUUGUGACUUAUAACUAUUUUUUUUUCUUUAUCGAAAAUUCACCAGUUCGUAAAAGAUGUCAUGACCUCUUGUAAUUGGUACGAAAAAGUUACAAAAUAUCAC